Beta vulgaris subsp. vulgaris (sugar beet) is the source of this 1598-nucleotide messenger RNA. RefSeq names its product cytochrome c-type biogenesis ccda-like chloroplastic protein 1. The coding region runs from base 137 to 1213 and encodes 358 amino acids. The transcript is spliced from 12 exons. The record is from RefSeq and is a predicted model, not a curated record. Gene Ontology annotation, cellular component: membrane. NCBI's taxonomy places the organism in Eukaryota, Viridiplantae, Streptophyta, Magnoliopsida, Caryophyllales, Amaranthaceae. Gene Ontology annotation, biological process: cytochrome complex assembly.
CACACGACACGACCAUAGGGAAAAAAAAAUAAAAUUAGUAGAAGAAAUCCAGUACUCAGAGUGUAAAGCCUUUGAUUAUAGAUUACAUCAUUCUCCCUCUCUCUAUCCCUUGUUCUUCUCUCUGCAACUUUUGCUGAUGAGUCUACUGGGUCAUUCUAAUGGUUUCUCUGGCAAUAUCUUCAGCUUUCCAAGCUAUAAACUUUGCACUCAAAAUUAUAAUGUAGGGAAAAUCAUCCCCAUUAAAAUGUUAAAGAGGGGUUCAGAGGCAAAGGUUCAUAAGAAAGAUGCUAUUUUGAUGUCAAAGAUUGAUUUGAAGAGCAAGUCUAAUAAUGCCACUACAGUUAUCAGUGCAUUAGCUGUAGCUAAUUUGACUGCGAUAGACCCAGCAAAUGCCAUCCACAUGGAGGAUAUGAUGAAUAGGGCUGCAUCUCUCUAUGUGCUAGCUGAUGGUAGUGGUGGAGAUUGGUUUGGAGGUCUUCUGUUUUCAGCUGGACAACAAGCCAAUGAAGCUGUUCUGAGCCAGUUAUCAGCUCUUAGUUUUACAAGUCUGGCUGUCAUUUUUGGGGCAGGACUAGUAACCAGUCUUUCUCCUUGUACAUUAAGUGUUUUACCAUUAACACUUGGUUAUAUAGGUGCUUUUGGCUCCGGAAAAAGUCGAGCGCAGGUCAUCGGUGAUUCCAUUUCUUUCGCAUUAGGAUUGGCUACGACGCUGGCACUUCUUGGUGUUGCAGCUUCGUUUGCUGGAAAAGCUUAUGGACAAGUAGGCAGAGGAUUGCCUUUGGCUGCCUCUGGUCUUGCCAUAGUCAUGGGCCUAAAUCUUUUGGAGAUAUUUGAGUUGCAACUUCCUUCAUUUUUCAACGACUUUGAUCCCCGUUCAGCUGCUGCAAAAUUCCCCUCAAGUGUGCAAGCAUAUUUAGCUGGUCUUACUUUUGCUUUGGCAGCAUCACCGUGCAGCACCCCUGUUCUGGCCACUUUACUUGGUUAUGUGGCCUCGACCAAGGAUCCUUUAAUUGGGGGCAGCUUACUGUUGACCUAUACUACAGGCUAUGUUGCUCCCCUACUGCUGGCUGCGUCAUUUGCUGGUGCAUUGCAGAGUCUGCUUUCAUUUCGCAAGUUUUCAGCAUGGAUCAACCCCUUAAGCGGAGCCCUUCUCCUAGGUGGAGGUGUGUAUUCGUUGAUGGAUAGACUUUUCCCAACAACAAUGGUGAUGUAAAAAUUAGAGUUAAAAAUGAGGUUGUUGGUUGAGCAAUGCUUGAAGAAGCGGAGGCGGGGGGAGAGCAUGAAUCUGUAUCGAGUUUUAUAGUUUGGAAGAAUACAUGACAACUUUGUGCCUAAUAUAAGAGUUCUCAAAUCUCAAAGGUGCAAGGCUUCAAUCUGAGUUGCUGUACAAAUUUGUAGCAUGGAACAAACUGAACUUUUAUCUGUAAAUCAUGUACUAUAUGUCUAUAUCUGAGGCCUAAAACUCACAAGCCAGUGAGACCGCUGAAACAGUUCUCAUUUAUGCUUGAUCUAUAUCUUAAAAGAAUUGUCUCUAGGAAGAUGGACUUUAUUUUUGUGGAUCUCAUGUAAAGAUUGUAUAAUAUACCAUGUUGUAUGUA